CUGCUGUUACUGGCCUGUUACACUGUUCUUACAUCCUGAAGGGGACACCAUGGCUAGCCAGAAGGACUACAACGAAGCUCUACAUGAAUUCAAGGGGCUGUUCCAGAGGUUUCCACUGGUGCCAGUUUAUGGGAUCCCAUUGAUGGAACCCAUUGCUCAUCAAUGGGCUCCUAUUGAAAAUUUUGAAGCACGAGUGGAUGACUUGCUCAUCUCGACCUACCCCAAAUCAGGUACCACCUGGAUGCAAGAGAUUGUUGAUUUGAUUUUUGCUACUGGUGAUGUGGAAAAAGCUCGGCGGGCACCCGUAUACGUCCGUAUCCCAUGCCUAGAAAUCUGUUCCCCACCCCCUGUGCCUUCAGGGGUCGAUAGGCUGGUGAAUGCACCAUCUCCUCGUGUGAUCAAAAGCCACUUGCCCUUUCAGCUUCUUCCUAAAUCCUUUUUGGAAAAGAAUUGCAAAAUUAUUUAUGUUGCUCGUAAUGCCAAGGAUAACCUGGUUUCCUAUUACUUCUAUGAUCUGAUGAACCGGACACAGCCAGAUCCAGGGCCCUGGGAUGGUUAUGUUAAGAAAUUCAUGGAGGGCAAAGUUGCAUGGGGCUCUUGGUACGAUCAUGUUCGGCGUUGCUGGGAUGAGAGAGCAAACCACCGCAUCCUGUACGUUUUCUAUGAGGACAUGAAAGAAGACCUGGCACAUGAAAUCCGGCGAGUGAAGGAUUUCCUGGAGGUAGAACUGUCUGAAGACAUUGUUCAGAAGAUUGCCCACCAUACCUCCUUCCAGAUCAUGAAGGACAAUCCGAUGGCAAAUUAUGACACUCUCCCCAGCACCUUCUUGGAUAGGACAAAAAGUUCCUUUAUGAGAAAAGGUGAAGUUGGUGACUGGAAGAAUUAUUUUACGGUGGCUCAAAGAGAGGCGUUUGAUGCUGAUUACCAGCGAAAGAUGGAAGGAACAACCCUGCGUUUCAGAGAUGUAUUAUAGGCUCAGAAACUUACCUCUUCAGGGAUUUUUUCUGUCCAGGGCAAAGAUGUUUCUCCUCACUUUGCACUUUUGUUAAGAGAGAUGCAGGUACUUUUAAAAACAUGAAAUGUCUUGUGUACAUUGGAACAGUGAUUUUUAAAAAAUGAGUUCUGAUUCUGAAAUACAGGGUAUCUUGGUACAGCGCCGUGACCUUGAAGUCUACCAUGAAUUCAUCUUAGCGGAACCCUGAACUUGCUAGGCAACCUUAAGCAUACCUUUAAAUUGUUUCUCAGCCGCACCUGACCUGCAGUAUGUAUUGGAAUAUGUGGAGAAACAGCGUCCGACCAAAAAUGAAUCCCCAUGCUUCAAAUAUUGUGGCUGCUCUCUGCCCAUAGACAGGAACCCUGCUGCAGAAUGAUAGAGGGCAGAGGGAAGAGUGGUUGGAGGCAGGAGCCCUUGAACUCCUAGCACAGAGCACUCACGCUCUUACUUAUGUUAAUGUCUUACUACUCCAUCCCCUGCUAGUAAGUCACACACAGAGUCAAAAAGGUGAGAAAACUAAAGUGAUAGGAGGAAAACUCUUCCUUUGCAGGGCCAUCCCAAAAGGGAGAGGGGGAAAAGAGGUUAUAAAAACUCUGGACACGGGGGAAAGGUGUCUCUUCCAUUUUGGACAGUUCUUCAGAUGUACACAAUCCAUGAUGUACUACACUUUUACCAAGGGAUUCCAUCUUGUCUACAAGGCAAGGGAAUGAUGGAGGGGAGUCCCAACUAGACAUGGGCACGAACAAAAAACAAACAUGGUGUUCGUUGUUCAUUGCCACCCACGAACAAUGAACAACGAACAUUGACGUUCAUGACCUGUUCACGAACAUGUUCGUUGUUCGUAGGGGCCAGCAGGCUCUCCUCCAGCAAUCAAGAUCCCUACCACACCACUGCCAGAAACCCUACCUGAGCAGGCAGCAGGAAAUGUACCAAUAAUAAAUAAUAGCUUGGCAAUAAUAGCUUGGCCUAGAGCCUGGCAGCAGCCCUGGAACUUGAAGAGGUAGAUCCCUAUCCCACCACACACAAAGAAAUUUCAAGCUCCAAUGCACUCUCCCUGUCUCUCUCUCAAAAUGCCAACAGCAACUGUCUCUCCCUCACCGUCUGCAAAACCAGAGCUGGGAGCCCCCCGCCCCUGCUCUUUGCUUCCUUGUAACAAAUUUGGAGCUCCAUACUUGAAAGGAAGACCUGCCUAUCAAGCUAAAUUGGGCUUAGAUUGGGGUUUCCAGGGCAACAGCAGGAGUUCAGACAGAGUUCAGGCAGUCUCUGCCUCCAGUUGCCAAGGGAAUUGAUUGCAGGUGCCAGACUGGCUUGCUUGACGAACAGCAACGAAAGAGGCUUGCAACGACUGCCUGUUCAUUUAGAAUGGGGCCUCAGGGACAGCUUGUCCGGGAACAGCUGAUUGGGCUGUUUGUGGCUUUUUUUUUAGUUCAUAUUGCUGUUCGUGCCCAUCUCUAGUCCCAACCUGGAGGGCUAGGUAAUGAUUAAGUCUACCUUACUGCAACUUCAAGUAAAGCUUGCCUGUUCUAAUAUUCUGCAUCAUUUAGGAAGUGCCUGUUACGGGGACAGAAGGCUGCAUGUUUUCUCCUUUUCUUUUCAAAUUGCUUGAACAGACUAGAACAUGUGUAUACUUUCAUUCAUUUAUUAAACUUACUUAUAUUUUAAAUGUUCUAAGGGAUUUUCUACACACUUGACUUAUUCUGAUUUUCUUAGCAGUCAGUCCUCAAGCACUGGGAUCAGUUUGGGUAUGGUUAUUCCACAUGUCUGCCCUCUCUCAGAAUUUUAAGAGUUGUGGUUUAUUUUGUUCUUCACAUGACUUAAGUCAUCAAGAUUUUCAAGGGAGGGUGCUGUCAUCAUCAGUGACAUCCUCAGCCCCCCCCCCCCGCUUUUUUUUUGUGCAUGAGUAUAUCACUCUAUCAAUAUAAGGACUGAUUUUUUUAAAAUGAAAACAUGAUGAAGAUGGUUGUUGGCGUUUUUGGAGUUUGGG
This is a messenger RNA of Eublepharis macularius, 2978 nucleotides long. RefSeq names its product sulfotransferase 1B1-like. The record is from RefSeq and is a predicted model, not a curated record. Gene Ontology annotation, molecular function: sulfotransferase activity. Gene Ontology annotation, biological process: sulfation. Gene Ontology annotation, cellular component: cytoplasm. NCBI's taxonomy places the organism in Eukaryota, Metazoa, Chordata, Lepidosauria, Squamata, Eublepharidae. The transcript has 7 exons. The coding region runs from base 50 to 973 and encodes 307 amino acids.